Molecule: messenger RNA, 972 nt
Organism: Triticum turgidum subsp. durum (durum wheat)
Lineage: Eukaryota; Viridiplantae; Streptophyta; Magnoliopsida; Poales; Poaceae
Source: the annotation of a GenBank genome assembly
AUGGCGGCUUCCUCUCGCUUCCCGUUAGCUGCUCGCUGCAGCCUCUUGCUCACGGCAGCGCUGGUCCUAGCGCUGAGCCUUGGAGCCCACGGUCAUGCAGGUGCCGAUGCCGGUGCCGGGUUAAGCUCGUCCUUCUACGACGACUCGUGCCCCGGUGCGGGCGACAUUGUCCGGCGCGUCAUCCAGAUAGCCCGCGUCGCCGACGCGCGCAUCCCGGCCAGCCUCAUCCGCCUUCACUUCCACGAUUGCUUUGUUCAGGGCUGUGACGGCUCGCUUUUGUUGGACAACGACCUCCCGGCGAUCAUGACCGAGAAGGAGGUCCCUCCCAACGACAGGUCAGCGCGCGGGUUCAAGGUGGUCGACGACAUCAAGCGUGCCCUGGAGAACGCAUGCCCCGGCAUCGUGUCUUGCGCCGACAUCCUUGCCCUCGCCUCCGAGAUUUCCGUCGAGCUGGCUGGAGGGCCGCGCUGGAGUGUGCCGCUGGGCCGCCGUGAUGGCACGACCAUCAACAUCGAGAGCGCCAACAAUCUCCCGAGCCCCUUCGACUCUCUGGAGACGCUCCAGGAGAAGUUCAAAAACUUGGGCCUCGACGACACUGACCUUGUCGCCCUCCAAGGAGCACACACCUUUGGGCGGGCGCAAUGCCAGUUCACGCAGCGGAACUGCAGCGCCGGGCAGGACGACGAGACGCUCGUGAGUCUCGACACAGUCACCCCUGACGUCUUCGACAACAAGUAUUACGGCAACCUCUUGCGUGGCCGCGCCCCUCUCCCUUCCGACCAGGUAAUGUUGUCUGAUCCCGUUGCCGCCGCGACCACCGCACGGAUCGUUCGCAGGUUCUCCGGAAGCCAGAAGGACUUCUUCAAGAAUUUCGCGGCCUCGAUGGUCAAAAUGGGGAACAUAAGCCCGUUGACCGGAAGGGCCGGGCAGAUUAGGAACAACUGUAGGAGGGUGAACAGAAAACCCUAUUGA